This is a messenger RNA of Xenopus laevis (African clawed frog), 4157 nucleotides long. It is a transcript of the gene osbpl8.L, whose product is annotated as oxysterol binding protein like 8 L homeolog. The transcript is spliced from 25 exons. Bases 283 to 3063 code for a protein of 926 amino acids. Gene Ontology annotation, molecular function: sterol binding; lipid binding; cholesterol binding. The record is from RefSeq and is a predicted model, not a curated record. NCBI's taxonomy places the organism in Eukaryota, Metazoa, Chordata, Amphibia, Anura, Pipidae. Gene Ontology annotation, cellular component: endoplasmic reticulum membrane; nuclear membrane; membrane.
CGGCCACGGCGUGAAGGAGCGAGCGCAACGUCAUCACAACGUGCCGCUAACACGCACAGCUAAUCUGUCAGGCAGAGAAUCAUGAGCCCGGAAACCCGACGGCGCGUUAACUCUCGGUGAUAUCCUGCCGGUUCCCAGGCUCUUGUGUGUAGGCUCCGCCCAAUGCCGCGGUGCGGGACGGCCAUGCCUCUGUAACGCUGGAGACGCGCCUGUGGAGCUGGAUGUAAGAGGCCCGUGACAUGCUAGAAACCUAACUGCAGAUAACAGGGCAUCUGUUUCGACAUGGACACUAUCAGCUUAGAUGGGGAACAUGAGAAAACUCCGAAUAAUUGUGAAAAUAAGGACUCCCAUGGAUCAUCACAUCUUGUAGCAAAUAGUGAGCCCCCACUGACCCUACCAGCAAAGAUGAGCCAACGCCAAGGUAAAGACGCAUACCUUUCUCCAACCAAAGAUUUGGUCCAGGCUACCCUCAGUCCCGGCAUUAUACACAGCCAUGGCUGUCCCAAGAGGCUAAAUCGUAACAUCCCUGCUGACUCUGACGUAACGGCUGAAUCUAGGCAAUAUCUUUGUUGUGCUGAAUCAUCUACUUUUAAAGGAGAAGGUUUCGAUAGAGGCAAAGAUGAAGUCUUACAAAGCAAGGAAGAUGCUUCUGUUUCAAUGUCAAAGAGCAAGUCAGAGUCUAAAUUAUAUAAUGGCUCUGAAAAGGAUAUUGCUUCUGCUUCAAGCAAACUUACGAAAAAGGAGUCUCUCAAGGUUCAAAAGAAAAACUACAGAGAAGAGAAGAAGAGAGCCGCAAAAGAAUUGCUUAGCACAAUCACAGACCCAUCAGUUAUUGUCAUGGCUGAUUGGCUGAAGAUACGUGGGACUUUAAAGAGCUGGACCAAACUAUGGUGCGUGUUGAAGCCUGGAGUUCUGCUAAUCUACAAAACUCCCAAAAAUGGCCAGUGGGUUGGUACAGUGCUCCUGAAUGCUUGUGAAAUAAUUGAGCGUCCAUCUAAAAAGGAUGGCUUUUGCUUUAAGCUGUUUCAACCAAUGGAACAAUCAAUCUGGGCUGUUAAGGGCCCCAAAGGUGAAGCAGUUGGUUCAAUUACACAGCCUUUGCCUAGCAGUUACUUGAUCAUUCGAGCUGCAUCAGAAUCAGAUGGAAGGUGCUGGAUGGAUGCUUUGGAGCUUGCACUGAAAUGUUCUAGUCUUCUGAAGCGGACUAUGAUAAGGGAAGGGAAAGAGCACGACUUAAACUCUUCUGCUGAGAAUAGCCAGAUGAGUUUUUAUGGUCUGUUGAGAGUUAACAACCUUCACAGCAACGAAAACUUCCAGUUGAAUGAUAGUGAAAUUGAACGGCAUAAUUUUAAAGACCAAGAUACCUACUCUGAUAAGUCUGACAAAGACAACGACCAUGAUCACGAUGAGUCUGACAACGAUGGCCUUGGAAAAAGUGAAGAGAGUGACAGUGACACGUCAGAGAGGCAAGAUGAUUCCUUUGUUGAUCCUGAACCUCCUGAACUCCUAAAAGAAACAACCUAUGUUGAAGAAGCACAUGAGGAAUUGGGAGAGGCUGGUGAAGCAUCCCAAACAGAAACUGUUUCAGAAGAACACAAGAGCCUGAUCUGGACCUUACUAAAACAAGUUCGACCUGGAAUGGAUCUGUCUAAAGUAGUUCUUCCUACAUUUAUCUUGGAACCUCGCUCCUUCCUGGAUAAGCUUUCAGAUUACUACUAUCAUGCAGACUUCCUAUCAGAGGCUGCUCUAGAAGAAAAUCCAUAUAGCCGGAUGAAAAAAGUAGUGAAGUGGUACCUCUCAGGAUUUUACAAAAAGCCUAAGGGUCUUAAAAAACCAUACAAUCCUAUUCUUGGAGAAACUUUCCGCUGUUUGUGGAUUCACCCCAGAACAAAUAGCAAGACCUUCUAUAUUUCUGAACAGGUGUCUCACCAUCCUCCAGUGUCUGCCUUCUAUGUCAGUAAUCGAAAAGACGGGUUUUGCCUUAGUGGCAGCAUACUGGCCAAGUCUAAAUUUUAUGGGAAUUCACUGUCGGCUCUGCUAGAAGGCGAUGGAAGGCUAACUUUUCUUAACAGAGGAGAGGAUUACCUUAUGACAAUGCCAUAUGCUCAUUGUAAAGGCAUCCUUUAUGGCACUAUGACUCUCGAGCUUGGAGGAAGUGUCACCAUCACUUGCGAGAAAACAAGCUAUAGUGCCACACUUGAAUUUAAAUUAAAGCCAUUUUUAGGAAAUGAUGAUAGUGUUAAUCAAAUAUCAGGGAAGAUCAAGCUGGGCAAGGAAGUGUUGGCAACACUGGAGGGGCAUUGGGACAGUGAGGUUUUUAUACAUGACAAGAAGACAGACGUGUCAGAGACAUUCUGGAAUCCCACACUAGAAAUCAGACAUGGGCGAUUAAUACGAUGCACUGUGAACCAAGAAGAGCAAGGGGAAUUUGAAUCUGAAAGGCUUUGGAGACUGGUUACUCUGGCCAUAAAUAACAAAGACCAGACAGAAGCAACACAAGAAAAAUUUGUCUUAGAAGAUGCUCAAAGGAAAGCAACCAAAGAAAGAAAAGCAAAAGGCGAGGAGUGGACUUGCAAUCUUUUUGAGCAAGACCCACUCACUGGAGAAUGGCAUUAUAAAUACGCAGAUACCAGACCUUGGGAUCCAUUAAACGACUUGAUACAGUUUGAAAAGGAUGGUGUCAUCCAGACAAAAGUCAGGCAUAGAACUCCAAUGGUUUGUGUUCCAAAGCUAAAACACAAGACAAGUAGGCAACAGAAGAAAGGUGAAAGUGGAUGUUCAUCUCCAGAACUGGAUAACCAGGACUCCUCUGGGAGUGAAGCACAUCUAUUAGGUCAUAGCAAUCGGUUAAGAAAGAAGGCAGCAGACCACGGAGAACUUCAAAGUGCCAUAGAAUCCAUAAAAAAGACCCAAGAAGAAAUGAACAGGAAUAUUAUUGCCCUCCGGAACAGAGUUACUUCAAACGCCUCAUCGACAGAAAGCAGUUAUCUUCAACAGAAAGACUAUUAUAUCAUAUUCUUCCUGAUUACCCUUCAGAUCGCCAUCAGUUAUUUGUUCAAGUGAAUAAGACUUGAUAUCUGACACAGUUGGAUUGGGACCACUUGUAACUCCAUGGGGCGUGAAGGGAGGGGCCUGUUACUUGGCAAAAGUUAUCUGUAUCCCCAGCAGUCAAGACUUGUGACAAUACUAUUUGCUGGUCAGAACUGGUGUCUUCGUGUAUAUGUCACCAGUUGCUAACAUGUUUAUGUGCCACACCACCUUCACUAUCUCUGUGUACUAAAUGUUGCAAGAUUUUAUGUUCUUAUAUCAUCCUGUUGUUUAAAAAACACAAAGCAUUAUAUCCACAUAUAUUUACCUACAAGCAACUAUAUUAUAAUCUUAUGUAAUCCAGUGACUUGUCCUAGUGAUGAUCAAGAACCAGGGUCAUAACCUUAUUUCUAUUCAUAGCUUGUACAAAAAUGUUUUAAACCUAGAACCUAAAUAAGCAUGCAAGCAACAAUAGAAAGUUGAUUUUACCCUAAAAUUCUAUGUACAUUCAAUUGCCUCAAAUGUGUUCUUUAGCCUACUGAAGUCGCUUUCUGCACUAUUAUUCUGAAAAGUGUAGAAUGUGAAUGGGCACAAUAUUUGUUUCCCCCCCCCCCACACACAAUAUAUUUGCACUGGCUGUAUAAGUUGCACAACCAUCUUGCUUAACAUGUCACAUCUUAGACUUAGAGAGUGUUUAAGUGGGUUGUAAAUAUUUACUUUUCCCAUACAUUUCAUAUAUUAAGAGAAUUACCCUGAAAACAAAAAAAUAAUCUUCCCAUGCAAAAAAUCUACAUAUAAUCCAUUACAAAGGAGGUACAGUUUCUGAAAUCCACUUAUUUUCUUCGUUGAUCUGUCUUUGUUCAUAAAUCAGUUUUUGGAUGGACAUCAUUGGUCUGUGCUCCAUGUGGCUAGAUGAUCUAUUACAACUAAAUGUCUAUUUAAAAAAAAAAUGACUAUGCACAGUUUCAGAUUGUUGAGAGUAACAUGAUUAUUUAGAAACAAUAUUUAACUUUCAUUGGUUAUAUUUAGAAAGUUUCACAGUUACUCAGGAUUAAGUUUAUAUUAAAGUUUUACUUUUCUUAUAGUUCCCCUAGAAAAUGAUCCGUUUCUGUAGUGGGGAUGCAGUUGUU